Messenger RNA from Esox lucius (northern pike), 3770 nucleotides. RefSeq names its product starch binding domain 1 (gene stbd1). Bases 347 to 2743 code for a protein of 798 amino acids. The record is from RefSeq and is a predicted model, not a curated record. The transcript has 2 exons. Gene Ontology annotation, cellular component: membrane. NCBI's taxonomy places the organism in Eukaryota, Metazoa, Chordata, Actinopteri, Esociformes, Esocidae. Gene Ontology annotation, molecular function: starch binding.
AUUUCAUGAUUGGUUUAUCGUAUUUUCCAGGUCGUGCGUGUCGGCAAUGCAUACUUAUUGUGUUUUUUGUAUUUAAGUUUGAACUUUUAGGCUAUGUUCGGUCUAUUCUUAUCCAGACCAAUAACUCCCCCCAGGCUGUCCAGCUAUUUGCACGUGGCUGUAUAGUGGGACACCCUAUGAUUGAAUCAGCCAAUUGGAAGUGCGCUCACCUGAUUGCAGAUCUGAAAAUAGUGCGACAACAGGAGGUCAUUUGGAUCGCGCGUGAAGGAGAACGAGCAUACACGCUUGUGGGAGCUGCACGAAUAGCUUAUAUCCCAACAUUGACCAACCUGAUUCUCUUCAGUGGAUGACAGAGGCUGCAAAAAUGACAGCGAAAAGUAAAACCGUCACACUUGAAAGACGCGCAGGUGAUUUAACGGCAUUGUACUGUAUGCAUGACUGGAUGGUUGUGCUGGUGUUGGCUGUUAUUGCCAUAUUGACUGUAUGGGCUGGACUCAUAAUAUACGAAUAUAUACAGACAAUAAGAGGCAAAAGAAGAAAAGGGGAUGUUGUUGAUACUAUCCAGGAAACUGAAAAGGAGGAAAAGGACAACACCAACGAAGAAAACGAAUCUGUCGCGUCAACAGAGGAGAGCGAAGUGGUGUCAGGCACCCUGAAAAGCUGGGAGGAAGAUGGGUGGAAGAAGGAGCCAAUAGAAUGCAUGCCCCCCAAAAAUGGGAAUGAACAAACCAUUGAGGAAAUCCCUACAACCAAUGAAGAUGAAGAACCCAUUGGGGAAAUCCCAGUAACCAGCGAGGACGUAGAACAAAUUUCCACCAACCCAACAAUAACCAAUGAGGAUGUAGGCGGAAUUGAGGAUAUUCUGACAAUGCCUCAUGUGGACCUUUUAUGUGGAACGCAGAAGCGCCUACUAGAAUGUCCAGGUGAUUAUUCAACGGUCUGUUCCAAUGAAAACCUCACUGACAUAUUGACUGACAAUGACCUCCAAGAACCUGGUGAUUUGUUUGAUAGAAAGACCAAGGAAACAGAAAAUCAACCCGCCCAUUUUGGUGAUGUGGAGACUGAUCAGUUCAAACCCCUAGAUAUCGAGAUGGCCAGCCAUGUGGCCGCUAAAGUAUUUAGUGACGUGGACCUUACUGAAGCCCUGCCUGAACAUCGGUGUAAAGCGGAGAUGGCAGGAGUUAAAUGUCCCGGAGUGAUGACCGGCCCUGAUGCCAAGGAAGCUCCAGAAGAGACCGCGGCGAUGACAUUGACCUUUACAGACGUUGACAAAAAUCUGCCUGAUGAUUUAUGUGUCACAGAGAUGGAGGAAAUAAAAUAUCCAGAAGAUAUGACCAGUUGUGUUGUCUUUGCCAACCAGCCUCAAGAUGAGAAGUUGAUGUCAUUCAGUGACACUGGACUUCAGUCAGAAAUAGAAUGUGUGGAUUACAAUAGACACUGCAAUGUUGCUGUUGCCAAUGCCCUGGAAACCAGAAAUCUACCUGAACUGGGCUCAACUGACAUACUAAAAGAACCGGAACAUUUGUUGAAUAUGGAGGAGGAAGUAAAAUGUCAAGAUCAUGCAUAUUGCCCGUCAGAUGACACAGAGAAUGAAGAACCUGUGUAUGUCGUGGAGAACAAGGAAGAGGGAGUAGAAUGUCCAUUUGAUGAGCAAAUCUAUCAAAAUCCAGAACAUCUCGGUGAAAAUCACCUCGAGUCUGACCCUGGCCUCCAAGAACCUCACAAUGUAUGCCAUGAGGAAACGCCAGAAGUAGAAUUCAUAGGUGCUAACACGGACAACGUGGUGGAGGCCAUAGAAGAUGUACUUGAAGUUGAACCUGCAGUGACAUUGAGUGACCACGACCUCCAAGAACCUGACAAUUUAUGUGAAGCUGUAAAGGCAGAAGCACCAUGCCCCGUCCGACGUUUGGAUGUGACUACACCUGUUGGCUUGGCCAUCGAGUCUCAGGAAGAGAGUCAUGAUGGUACGUUGCCUGAUGCUGAAAAGGGGCCUGGUAUGAAGGUAGAGGAUGUAGAAUGCCCAGAAGUCGGACUUAGGAAGGCGGUUUCUGAAAUGGCUUCUGUAAAUGACGACGUGGUGAUUGGCUGUGCAGUUGAAGGGUUUAUGGAGGCCGGAGACGGAGACAUCGUUUCUAAGAAGGAGGUAGAGCGUGAAGAUGAAGAGAGCGUGGACCGACUGAUCGAAGAGAGCUAUGGGAAAGUUGAAAUAAACAUCAUGGAAGCCACAAUGGACUGCAAUGAAUGGAUGGCUGUCAGUGGCACUGACACCCAGAAACACACCGACUCCAUUGAGUUCCUCGGUGAGAUGGAGCAGCGUCAGCCAAUAGACCCUCCGGAUGACCUGGCUGACUCAUCCAAGGUCAGAGAAGCAAGAAUCCCACUGGAAUCUCUACUUGGAGACCUGCAUGGCAAAAAGAUGGCCGCCACGCUUCCCAUCAAACUCGAGACCGUAACCUUGAGGUUCUGCAUCCACUACCACACCCACUCCCCUCAGCAGGAACUGGCUGUGACCGGCAACCAGCCGGAGCUGGGGAGCUGGAAGGGCUUUGUUCCUCUGGAGCGAGGCCCGGAUGGAUUCUGGGUCAGUUCAGUUCUGCUGCCUGUGGAGAGGCAGGUGGAAUGGAAGUUUGUGCUGGUGGAGGACGGCUUGAUCAAACGCUGGGAGGAGUGUGUGAAUAGGUGCCUGGAGACCGGCAGUGGCGGGGAGGAGGUGAUGCUUCAUAAGUGGUGGGGCUGUCUCUGAAGAAGUCUCACUUGUCUUAAACCGGUUGAAUCCAUGCUGUUUCUGCAAAAACAUUUUCAUCCAACCGUAAAUUUACACAGAUUUUCACUGUUACUGAUUUCAAGGCUAGAUGUAAAACGGUCAGUGACUAUUGGUUUACCUCUAAGGGAAUAGCACAAGGGGUCCUUCCAAUGUCCAUUCUGUCGUCAGGACGGCCUAAUUUGAACCUCACUCUUCCCUAAUUGGUACGGAAUAUGCAAAUAAUCUGGAUUCCUCCAGACAGUCUCUUGAAGACCAGGGUGUUCAUUGAAAGUUCCCGGAAUGCUGCCACCCUAAUUUGUCUACACUUAACGAGGUGUUGGGUUAGUUUGUGCACUAGUCACCUAAUUAUUUUUAAUCCACUGAUUAAUCUGUGUGUGAUUAUAAUCUGGCAAUGCAAAAUGCACAUAUCACUUUUCAAUGGAGCGCCUGAAGAAAUAUGAUCACUUCAAAUUGUAUUUCUAGCGGAGUGUGUGCUUCCUACUUUGGACAACUCUAAUCAGUAUUUGUGGUGUGGCAUUAUAACAAUGAUCACAGCAGUAAUGUUAUCCAGGUAUUUUACAUGUUUUAGUGCCUUGUGAUUGUGAAAUGGGCUGUUUGUAUUGACUGAAAAUUGUCUGGUGUACUCUUAUGUGCGACACAAUAUACACGUGUCAGUGAGUUAUGCAAAAGAUGUCUUGUCACUGUUUGGGAUGCUGCUAAAUAUAUAUGGAGUUUUUAAUGUGUUUUUGUUUUUCCAUAGCUGUAAAAAAAAAAAAUAUUUAGAUCUGGAAUCCAGUUAAAUCACUCUUGCUUGAAAUAUUUUAAUGGAAUCAAGUUUUAUCUACUCUUAUUUACCUUUGAGACUUUGAUAAAAGGUUUAUCAGUAGUUAAUUCAGCACAUGUUUUUCUGUUCCUGUAAUGUUGACUCACAACAGACCUAGUGUUCUAUUUUGUUUCAUUUCUCAAUUUAUUUUUUAUGUACUGUUCUAACCUUCAGUAAAAAUAAAGGAUUGAAGUCUUGUUUGCA